Molecule: messenger RNA, 786 nt
Organism: Trichophyton benhamiae CBS 112371
Lineage: Eukaryota; Fungi; Ascomycota; Eurotiomycetes; Onygenales; Arthrodermataceae
Exons: 1
Coding region: 1-786 (261 amino acids)
Molecular function (GO): phosphatase activity
Source: RefSeq, a predicted model, not a curated record
AUGGAUGGACUACUGAUUAACUCGGAGGACAAAAUAACCUCGUCUAUAAAUCAACUCCUCGAAAAGCACGGAAGACCACCCUUUACUAGAUCAAUUCGAGCCAGACUAAUGGGUGUCCCCGGUUCCACAAAUAGUGAUAUGUUCCAUGACUGGGCCAAAUUGCCCAUAUCUCGCGAGGAAUGGGCCCUCGAAUCGGCUAAACAAAUGCGACUAUAUUUCUCAAAUUGCAUGCCAAUGCCGGGUGCAGAGCAGCUUGUAUACAACCUUAGUCGUGCGCAUAGUGCAGCAUCCGGCGAGAGAAUAAAGCUGGCAUUAGCAACUGGUGCGAAACGACAAAGCUACGAAGUCAAGACCUCAAGACCAGAAACAAAGCGAUUGAUCGAUCUCUUCCCAACUAAACAUCGAAUUUUGGGAGACGAUUCGCGGAUACCGAAGGGCCGGGGAAAGCCAGCUCCUGAUAUAUACUUAGUCGCGUUACAGGCACUAAACUCGGCAGUGAGUUUCGGCGAGAGGGUCAUAUUACCCAGCGAAUGUUUGGUCUUCGAGGAUAGCUUGGUUGGGGUCGAGGCCGCUAGACGGGCUGGGAUGAGAGUUGUUUGGGUGCCGCACCCGGAUCUCUUUGCUGAGUAUCGAGACCAGCAAAAAGACUCUCUCAUUACUAGCACUGGAGACUUCCAGACAGGAGAUGAAUGGCAACCUGGAGAGAUGCCUAAUGACUGGGGGGAAACAAUUCAGACGUUGGAGCAUUUUGAUUAUGAGAGAUAUGCCAUCGAUUUGUCGGUUUGA